AUGGCCCAAGCUGGCAUGGCAUCACAGGCCGCCCGCCUCGCCAAGGAUCUGACCCUCACCGGCCAGUCCGCCACCACGAUCCCCAAGCUGGUGUACGGCACGGCCUGGAAAAAGGACAGGACCGCCGACCUGGUCUAUACCGCGCUCAAGGCUGGCUUCCGUGCCGUCGACACGGCCGCGCAGCCCAAGCAUUACGAUGAGCCGGGCGUGGCCGCUGGCGUGAAGCGCGCCAUUGUCCAAGGAAUCAUCACCCGCGGAAACCUAUUCAUCCAAACCAAGUUCACCGCUCCGGGUGGCCAGAACCAGAAGACGCCGUAUGAUGUCGACGCGCCCCUCGCGGAAAAGGUCAACCAGUCGGUACGCUCGUCGCUCAGGAACUUUGCCAUUGAAGGCGAGGAGCCGUACCUUGACAGCGUGGUCCUUCACUCGCCCAUGGACACCAUCCAGGACACCAUGACGGUCUGGAAGACUCUCGAGUCGUACCACCCCCGGACGAUCCGCAACAUCGGCAUAUCCAACACGACCUUGCACGUGCUCGAGGCGCUGUACACCAACAUGACUGUCAAGCCGUCCGUCGUGCAGAACCGCUUCCACGAGGGCACAGGAUACGAGACCAAGCUGCGCGCCUAUUGCCGCGACAAGGGCAUCGUCUUUCAGUCGUUUUGGACGUUGAGCGCUAACCCGGUGCUGGCGAACAGCGCGCCCGUCAAGGCGGUCGCCCGGGGGGCGGGCGUUGAAGUUGCAGCUGCGUACUAUGCGCUGGUCAUUGGGCUGGAAGGUGUUGUGGUUUUGGACGGCACCACCAGCGAGUCCCAUAUGAAGCAGGACCUGGAGGGACUGGAAAAGGUCGCCGUGUGGGCUGAAGGGGCUGGCGCGGCCGACUGGGCGUCUGCGCUGACUGCGUUCAAAGAGUUGUUGGGCGAUGAAGGAUAG
Metarhizium album ARSEF 1941 is the source of this 933-nucleotide messenger RNA. Its product is annotated as NADP-dependent oxidoreductase domain protein. The record is from RefSeq and is a predicted model, not a curated record. Gene Ontology annotation, molecular function: aldose reductase (NADPH) activity. Gene Ontology annotation, cellular component: cytosol. The transcript is spliced from 2 exons. The coding region runs from base 1 to 933 and encodes 310 amino acids. Lineage: Eukaryota; Fungi; Ascomycota; Sordariomycetes; Hypocreales; Clavicipitaceae.